AUGUGUGGACAUCGUUCAAGAUGUAAAAUCAGAAGAUGGGGUCUUCGAAUUGGAAAAGUCAAAUCCAUCACUCCCAUGCCACUCCCUUCCGAAGCAACAACUUCACCAACAACAACCACAAAAUCAUCCACCUCAAGAGUGAAACGAAGAAAGCAAUUUGAAAAAACCAAUUCCGAAAUGUGUCACCACUCAUCCAUAGGAGUAAAAACUGCAGAAAAGAAAUUAUUCAUUCUCGAAGAGAAAUGGGCACGAGAUAGGGAUCACUACUGGGAAGAGAAAUCAAGGAAGGAAUAUUUUGAAUAUCCGAAUGCAAAGAAUCAUAAAAAGUGGCAUCGAAAUCAUAGAGAAGAAGUUUAUCAAUUGAGAAAUGAUUCAGAAUUACCAAACACGUUGUAUGUGUAA
Molecule: messenger RNA, 402 nt
Organism: Naegleria lovaniensis
Lineage: Eukaryota; Heterolobosea; Eutetramitea; Acrasida; Naegleriidae
Exons: 1
Coding region: 1-402 (133 amino acids)
Source: RefSeq, a predicted model, not a curated record